Molecule: messenger RNA, 1976 nt
Organism: Colletes gigas
Lineage: Eukaryota; Metazoa; Arthropoda; Insecta; Hymenoptera; Colletidae
Product: protein claret segregational-like
Exons: 4
Coding region: 48-1976 (642 amino acids)
Biological process (GO): microtubule-based movement
Molecular function (GO): microtubule motor activity; microtubule binding; ATP binding
Source: RefSeq, a predicted model, not a curated record
UCGUUUUAAUAAACUUACUUAAUAGUGCGACAAACUUUUACGCAAAAAUGAAUAAACGUGAAGAGCUGAAAGAUAAGAGUAAUCUGCGUCCAACGAAUACCAGCAACCUGCCUGUAGUUUUAAAAAAGGCCAAAAGCGUGUUGGAUCUGAAUACAAAAAGUUCGAUAGAAAAUAAACCUCUGGUGAGGCCAAACCUCAGGAGAUCGAAAACAUCGGCAUCGAUUACCACCAGAGCUGUAAAGAGACCGGCUAGAAACGCCACUGUUCAUACGGAAGUUAAGAAGCCGUUUAUCAAGCCUGCUGUUAAAUCGACGACUGUACAACGUAAUGCUGCUACGUCGACGAGCAAUAAUGUCUGUAGAACUGCUGAAAUUUCGACGGUUAAAAAGACCCAAAAUACUGGCGCGGUUAAGCUUUGCAAGUGGGACUUGAAGGGACGUCUAGCCCACGCGACCAACGAGUUGUCCAAUCUGCGACAAGAGUAUAAAGAGUCCGAAUUGAAAUUGAACAGUCUUCAGAUUCAGGUAACCACUUCAGAGGCAAAUGUAAAUUUGUACAAAUCGGCCGCAUUCGAGAACGAGAAUUUAAACAAAGCGUUAAACGAUGAACUCAAAGUACUGAAAGCGGAGAUGAUAAUCGUGCGAGAGCAACGAGAGGAUUUGAGCAAACGUCUUAAAGAGUCGGAGGAAUCGUUUAAAAUUGUUUCCGAAUCGUUGAAGGAAUUUAAAGAGAAAUGUGUUUCACAAGAGUCGCUGUUACUGAGACACACGUCCGAAGUAACAAAAUUACAAACGGAUCUGGAGAUCGAAAGAAAGAGUAACGAAGAAUUGAGUGCGAUGAGAAACGAAUUACAAUCUCUGGUUCAUACGAUGGAUAUGGAUCGUAGGGUUCUGCAUAAUGCGUUGCAAGAGCUAAAGGGAAACAUUCGUGUAUUCUGCAGAAUACGUCCUAGAACUCAAUCUGAACUGAAAAAAGGAAAAGGGAUGUGCUUUAUGAACUUUGUAGACGAGUGCACUAUCGAAGUGGGUAAGUUGGACGAGUCCGAUAUGAUUAAUUGUAGCGGAAAGAAGAGAGGAACGCGACAAGAGUUCUCCUUCGAUAAAGUUUUUCCACCAAAUACCAGUCAACAAGACGUCUUCGAGGAGUUGGCUCUUUUGGUUCAGUCCGCCUUGGAAGGAUAUAACGUUUGUGUGUUCGCGUACGGUCAAACUGGCUCUGGUAAAACGUACACGAUGGAAGGUUUACCUGGCAUCGAUACGGAAGGCAUGAUACCUAGAACAGUACGGCACAUAUAUAAAGAAAUGACCCAGUACGAAUUACUCGGUUGGGAGUAUCGAAUAGAAGCCAGUUUCCUCGAGAUUUAUAACGAGCAUAUUGUGGAUCUACUCGAUUCUCAAACGAAAACGCAUGAAAUUCGAAUGACAGACAGUAAAGGACACGAUUUGUACGUCAGCAACCUAAAAGUACAGGAGAUACACAGUCCCGAAGAGUUGCAAAAUUAUCUUUUAAUUGCGCAACAUAACAGAGCGGUUGCUGCUACUCUGUCGAACGAAAGAUCGUCAAGAUCACAUUCAGUGGCGAGAAUAAAACUUAUUGGAACGCACAAGACAAAGAAGGAAGUUUCGAUAGGAAACCUAAAUUUAGUGGACCUGGCGGGUUCCGAAAGAUUGAAGGGCGAGGAAUCUACACGAGUGGCCGAGACAAAAAAUAUUAACAAAUCACUGGCGAAUUUAAGCAAUGUUAUUCUAGCGCUUCUGAGAAAGCAGGAACAUAUACCUUACAGAAACUCAAAGCUCACCCAUUUGCUAAUGCCGUCUUUAGGCGGUAAUUCGAAAACUUUAAUGUUACUAAAUAUUUCACCUUUAGACGAGUGUUACAAUGAAACACUGAAUUCGUUAAGAUUUGGCAGCAACGUGAACAGUUGUAAAACAGGCAAUGUAAAACGGUUACGAACAGUUUUACAACAAAGUGCGUAA